CGCGGGUCACUCUGCUCGGGGGGUAAGGAGGCUCCCAUUUUGUCCCCAAUGCUCAUCAUAUGAUAUUUGAACAAAGCAAAAAUUCUUCCAAUGGAAGAACAAAAUAACCUAAUUGAAAAUUGGCGAAGAUCAAUCACUUACUGGAAGAAGCAACAGAAGUAAGAUCAAAGCUACGGAGAACGGCGAAAGAUAUGGAAAAAGCACAAGAAGUAAUAUUGAAGCUGAAAGGAUCGAAGAAAGUUGGGAGAAGGCUGAGUGGCUGUGCCUGUCUGCCGGGCCGAGCCAUGGCUGGUGCUGGCCUGCUGGGUGUGCAAUGGCCCAAACCAUAAAAAGUUACUGAUAGUAUUAGGUAGUCCAAGCCCAAGGAGAAAUAGAGAAAAAAUAGAAGCCCCUGAUUUCCAACACACAUGUUCAAGCGAUAAUCACCCUCCCUCAAUUGCCCCAGCCUCUCACUCUCUCAGCUCUCUGCAAGCGAAUAAACAGGGGACGGACGACCGACCGACGAGGAACUCCGACCACCGUAUAGGGCUGCGGCUGCACCACACCUCGGAGCCUCCAGUCCGAUCCUUCGUCUCACUCGCUCACCUCGCCACAAUUCGUCAAUAGCCUAGUAUAUGCAGAUAAUACUAGUUAAUCUGAGGUUUAUCUUCAUAUAGACACCACCGCUGGAGUUCGGUCAGUCUUAAUUGAUUCUAUCGGGAAGAAAUGGGAGUGCAAUUAGCUAGCGAGCAAGUAGCCAUGCCAGAUAUUGAGAAUGUUGACCUUUCUGACUCAGUAGUGGUAUAUCAUGUCAAGGAUGCACUCAAAUCUGCUAUCAAGGGUGACAUUGACAAGUAUUCCCAGCUUGUCGGAGUUAUGAGUCAUGAUCAACACCUAGUACCUGAAGAUGUGGCAUUACUUGUGACAUGUUUAAAGGCUUUGUCAGGAACUGUCUCUUUUAUACACAUUGUUCAUCAUCGAUCUCUUCUUUCUUCGGUAUUUAGAAUGAGCAUGUGGAACUACGGGACUGAUGUGAUGGAUGCUCUGAUGGAACUGUUGGUAUCGUUGGCAGCAUCAAAUGGAGACUAUGUUGAUUUAUGCUUGGAAAUGCUUGUAAGCAAUUUUACACCACCCUCUACCUACGUACACUUGUUGAAUCAGCCAAGGGGCCAGGCAAAAAAGGGGCAAGUUCUAGAUCGUGUGCAUUCUACGUUGAAAGAUAUUGCUGAUUUAGUACCACUCUCACCUUUGAGACUUGAGAAAAUAGUAAAGGAAAGAAUGCCUAAGAUGAACGGCCCUAAUGCCUCUAAGGAAUUUAUUGUGAUCUAUGCGGAGAACAUGCUAAGGUUGGACUGUAGCCCACUCAGUGAACUUGUUGGGAGCACUAUGCUUCUGGCAAUUGUGGACAGAAUUGUAGAAUUGGAUGUGUUUAUACCAUGGGAUUCUAUUAUGCAAGAUGAUUUUACGAAAGGAAUUUUUGAAAUUGAGCUAGAAGAUCUACAGGGGCCCAUGGAUGAUGAUCAGCAGGAUAGUUUUGAGCUUGAAAGGGAUAUUUGGAUAGACAGGUUUUUUGGCGACAGUGACAAUGCUCAGAAGUUGGAUAGUUUGAUGGUGCUCACAUUCGAGUACUUCAUAUCAUGCAACGAAAGUGGACGGCUUUGUCAGGUUUUUGAUACACUUCUUCACUCGUUUCAAAAAACUGUUAUGACUGCUUACAAGUCCAAAUUUGCCCAGUUUGUUAUGUUCUAUGCUUGUUCACUUGAUCCUGAGAUCUGCGGCAAGAGGUUUGCGAUCACACUAAUUCAUAUAUUUGAGACCGGUGUCCAUGUAGAGUUGAGAAUGAGUGCUGUUGCAUAUCUUGCUAGUUAUAUAGCACGUGCAAGGUUUUUGGACGUGCCGUUUGUUGCUGACUGUUUGGAAAGACUGGUGAAUUGGUGUUAUAAUUAUAGCAAAAGUAGGGUCAGUGAAACUAUUCCAAAUCCUAAAGCUCACAAGGUUUUUUAUGCUGGAUGUCAAGGCAUAAUGUACAUUAUUUGCUUCCGAAGGGGAUCCAUUCAUAGUUUGUUCCGUAACAAAUCUAAACUCAUGCGCAUGCAUAUAGAGGAUAUCCUGAGGCAUCGGCUAAGCCCUUUGAUGGUUUGCUUGCCGUCAAUAGUGGAAGAGUUCCUUAGGGUAGCUGAAGCCACAUGCUUAUUUAGUUUCCCUGACAAUGAUGCCCCUGUCGGUCUGCUUGAGUCUGAACUCUCAAUAGCAUUUGGUGGGAAUCAGAGGCUCGACACAUUUUUUCCAUUUGAUCCCUGCUUGCUAAAGAAGGCCGACAGGUUCAUUAGGCCAAACUUUGUAUACUGGUCGAUGGUACGAACUGCUAGUGAUGAGGCUGAAGAAGACGAAUGCACGAGUGAUGAAGAUGAUGUUGAAGUUUGCAUUCCUGGGAAUGCUAUAGACAUUGGUGAUGGAACAUCCCGAAGUCUUGACGGUGACAAUGAGGGUGGUCUUGAUAGCAGCCUUAGCAAGAUGUCUAUAACUCCUAAAAAUAUGUUGCUUCAUCAACGCAUUGGUGGCGAAAGGGCCGGUUUGCUGAUGCCAUCUAGAAUCCGACCCUGUCCUGAGUCUUUGUGAAUUGUGAUCAACCUAUUGAUGUGCUUCUGUUAUGGAAAAGAGGUUGUGUUGUGCGUAUGUAAUUGUAGUUAAAUUGAUUAUGAACUUGAAUUAGUGUAUUGUUUAAUGUUAAACCUAUCAUAAAAUUAGUUCACGUGUAGUAUGCCACUUGAAAUUUAUUGUUGAACUUGUUGACGAAGUUUCCAUUUCUGGCCGAUUUUGAUCGAAGAAUCAUUUACGUUGGUCCCAGUUUGAUUUAAAGACAAUUGUUAAAGAAAGAUAUUUGCUGAUAUUG
Cuscuta epithymum is the source of this 2872-nucleotide messenger RNA. Lineage: Eukaryota; Viridiplantae; Streptophyta; Magnoliopsida; Solanales; Convolvulaceae. The record is from the annotation of a GenBank genome assembly.